AUGAUUGAAAGUCAUAGAUUAAUUGAAUGUAUUAUGUAUCCAGAAAACAAAAUGCCGUCAUCAACUUAUACUGCUGCAGUUGAAAUAUUUGAGUCAGUAAAUAAAGAUACAAAAAAGGAGUUUAAUAAUAGAGCGCAAAAGUUAUUAAUCGCAUGGGAGAAGAGUAAUACUUUAAUAUUUGCUGAGUCCUUCGCCUCUGAAUUACAAAUUUUUAUGCAUCAUGCCACCAGGGAAUCUGCUAUAAUAUUUUUGGAUUCCCGCUGGGAAAAUAUUUCAACAACAGUAAAUAAGGACAUAUCUAAAGCUUUGAGACAAAUUGCGAAAGGUUUAAGAAAAUUGGAUCCAAUACAACCAGAAGCAAUACAUUAUUGUCAAUGUUUGUUAUCUUUAAUGAAAAAUCCCUGGGGUCAUCGUAAUUUUAUAAAAUUACUUUGUGGAAAUCCAUCUCACAGAGAAGUUUCAAAAUUCAUCCACUUCGAAAAUGGUUGUGUGUUUGCUCAGCGUUUAAAAAUGCUUUGUGAGGGAAAAUGUGAAGAUAAAGCACUUAAACUAUCAUCAUUGGCAAUGGAUUUGCAAAACUCGAAAUUAAAAUCAAAAUAUCAGUUUGAAGAACAUGAUUAUGAAUUCAUUAGAGAUAUUUAUUAUGCAUGCCUCGAAAGGACAAAUAAUAAAAAAGAACUUAUUGGUCAUUUAAUGAAAUAUUCUCCUGAAAAUGAUGGUAAGAUCCUAAUGGAAAAUUAUUGUAAAAAGAUUCAGAUACUUACAAAUAUGCAAAAAGAAAUCAGACCAAGGAUUUGUAAAAAUAUGGUACUUGUUUGUGAGAUGGCUGCUUGCAUCAUGGUUGUAAAUUCAUUGAAAAAUUCUAAUAUUUUUGAUAAUAUCUCUGACCUUUUAAAGAAGUGGAGUCUAAUAGUGAUAACAAUGAUGGAAACUGAUUUGCAACCUGAUAAUUUAAGUUACGAUCAUAUAAAAAAUAUAAUUCGUACAUUUGUUAAAGCUGCACCAUCAGCUAAUCAUAUAUAUCUGAUAUGCGAUGUCCUUUAUAGUGAAUUUGGUUCUAAAUUGCCUCGUACGGUGUAUAUAGAAAUAUAUAUCCAUGCGUUAUCCACUAAUAUAAAUGAAAAAGAAAACUGCAAACAAUUGAGUGAUGGAGAUGGAUCAUUUGAAUCAUUAAAAAAGUUAGUUCAAGGAUAUUUGAAAUUGGCUAAUCUACUUGAAGAUAUUUUAAGCAUAUGCCGAGAAUGUGUAUUAACGGCAUAUUCUUUAAUGCCUUCCGGUGAUCUAAUGAUGAGAGUAGAAAGUUUAGCUGUCAAAAGUGGUAAGCUGACUCCAAUAGAUCAAACUAAUGUUCCUGAAAAUUCCUAUGGCAAAUCCAAAAAGGGAUCUACUUCAAAUCUUAAAUCUGGUCGUAAACGUAAAUCAAAAGCAGCCCGUAAGUCUGACCCAAAAUCUAUUCUUGAUGCUUCUGAAAAAAAUUAUUCCAAGAUCCAUUCUGACCUUAGUGAAUUGUAUGAUCCAUUAACGCCAGUCAUGCAAGAAGACCUUAUUUCAAUUAUCAAGUACCCUCGUUAUGGGGCAUUCAAUUGGAACCUAGAAUGGCCGAGAAUGAAAAUUAUAUGUCAACAAUAUUUAGAAAAUUUGGAUAUAGUGUUAAAGCGUAAUACAAUUAAACGUUCUGAUUUAACAUAUCUUGACAUUGAUAUUGAUGAAUAUAACAAGUGGACAGAAAUAAAUAUGAGACAAUUAACGAACGAUAAAGGUUAUUUUAGCAGUGAUUUUAGUGAUUAUGAAGAGUCAAUAGCAUCAAUUGCUUCAUCAGGAGAAAUUGUAAGUUAUUGUACGAAUAAACCAUCCAAGGGUCGUUCUCGGAAACGAAAAGUUGGUUUACGUAAACGAAAGGCUGGUUCUCAAAAACGGCGCAAGAUUAGUCCUAAAAGUAAAUCAAAACCCAUUAUUACUCAAACACAACCUAGAGUUGGUUUGAGGCGAAGCUUAAGAUACAAUAAAAGUAUAAGUAUUGAUGAAACUGAUGAUGAAACUGUUGGUUCCUUGUUAAAUGAUGAAGCUCAAUGCAAAGAUACAAAUUCUAGUGAUGAAAUUGAAGAUGAUUCUAUUGAUUCUGUUUUAGAAGAAACCAUCAUAGGAACUGUAAAAAAUGAUAGAUCGCCUGUAAAAUUUAAAGGUCAGCUUAAAUUAAAACGAGAAAAAAGGUCUGUCAGCAAAAAUCAACACAAAGACUUUGACUAUUCAUGGUCCCUCAGAAAAAAAGGAAAAUCUAUUCAUAAUGAUCAAACCAAAAGCUACUCUACUAAUUAUGAACUUCCACAUUCCAGUAGAGAACAUUUAAAUAUGUUAUCAGAACGAAUACCUCAAUUAAGUUCAUUAGAUUUCAUAGUACCAGCAAAUACAGAUCGCAUUGUUAAUGUAGUUCAAAUUCAAACAACAUCAAAUACUUUAACAAAUGUAUCACAAACGCAAACAGAAAGAGUUUCAAAUCAUCAUUCUAAUAACGAAUUAGAAAAAAAAACUAAUGAAAACCAAACUAACACUCAUUCGUUGGAUGAUUUUGUUUCUGUGUAUCAAUCUAAUUCGUUAAAUAAUAGCAUGAACUCUGUUCAAAAUGUUGGAAUUCAUCAAGGGGAAUGUAGUUUCACUGGUAGUGUAUCUGUAAGCAAUCAAAGAAUUACUACUGAUUCAAUUACAAAUGUUCACAAUACUGUUCAGCAAGAUUCAAGUAAACCAAUUGGGACACAGGAUGUGUUGUUGAAUCAAAAUCAAAUUAACUUAGAUCAUCAACAUUGGAAUGAUAUUCAACUACAAAAUUCUGGAGAGCGACUACAAUCUAAUAUUGAAAGUGCUGUACAUUUAUCCUCGAAUGUGAUAGUUCGAACAUCUGAUGUUAUAAAUCCAAGUCAUGUUACUCAAACUACUGGACAAAUGACUUAUACUACAAAAAAGCCAUCUACUUAUUGUGUUAAGACACGAGACCGAUUUAUUGAUUUAUCAUUGCCAGCAUCAAUUUCUUCUAUAUCAACCAACAGUAAUCGUUCUACAAAUAUACCAUUAGCAAUGAACACAAAUAAAUCAAACUUUGACUCAAAAAUUCAACAAAAUUCUCCAAUUCAAACAUCAGUUGGCUUGCAAGUCAAUUUCAACAACCAACAAUCUGACGGUGUACAAAGUAUUAUGUCCCCGAACCAUCAAGCAACACAAGUAGGUACCAACAUCACAGACAAUUCGACUUCAACUAAUAUGUCUUUAUUAAAUGAUCAAAUAAUGAAUUCCGCAAAUAGUAGAAAAAACAAUUGCUCAAUUGUGAAUACUUCAUUUAUGAAGGAAAAUUCAUUUGAUAAUUUAAAAUCAAACAUUCCUAUGAUAAAUCCAGUUUCAAGUAUACAGACUCAAACCUGUGUUGGUUUACGGCUACCUAAUGAAGUUUCUCAUCCUAAUGCUUCAGUUAUAUCAUUGAUGAUUGCUUCAACUCAAAGUCAGGUUAUUAAGUCCAAUGUACAUAAUUCAGUUUACACAUCCCCACAUAAUCAAAGAAUGCAGCUGAAUGACUUAAGUCAUACUUCUCAAACAAAUAGAUCUGAUGAACAAAAAAAAAUUGACAAUCUAAAAUUAAUAAGCCAAACAUUUACUGCUACGUCAGAAGCAAUUAAAUUUGUUACCAGUAGUACAGAAUCGCAACGUCUUAUACAAAAUACAGAUAAAAACAGUACAUCAAAUCUUGCUGUUUUUCAAAAUUCUUCAGAAGGUGUGUCGCAUAUCAGCCAAGAAAAUGAUUUAAGUUCUAAAUCAUCAACUAGGGGACGAGGUAAUAUGAGAACUUAUGAAAGUAAAACUAGAGCUCUUAAACAAGCUAACAUGUCUGAUAUGUUUGUAUUUGAGAAAGGAACAUUAUAUGCAGUUCAAGACGAUAUUGUUAGUCAUAUAGAGCCUACCAAAUCAGUUAUCUCACCCAGAAAUAAUACUUCAAGUAAUUUGAAAAUGCAAAAUCGACAGUCUAAAGAAUGUUUGGAAAAGCCAAAACUUUCCCCAAAUGCCUCUCCAAAUAUCACAAUUACAGGCUCGAUGUUACCAAGAUUUCAACAAGUUUUCGGUAAAACUAAAUUUCCGAAUUCAACUGUUAUUAAUGACACUUCAUCUCUGUGUUCAACUAGUGCGGCAAGUAAUCUCUCUUCAAAUCUUGGGCCAAUUGUUAAUCGGACCAAUAUACCAACGUCACGAGUGUAUUCGUCUUCAAAAGGUGUACAGACUAAUCAUGAUGUUGACACAAUUGGCUCUAAUAUGAACUGUAUACCACCAAAAUUAGUAGAAAAUAAGCUUCAGCAUACUGUUAAUAUGUCAAAAUCUAGUAAUAUUAUGGCGAUUGGAAACAACAAAAAUAAUGUUAUAAUGACAUGUAAAGCCGUCACUUCUGCAAACAAUAUCCCACAAGUUUCAACCCCAUCAUCUACUCAUCAAAUUCUUACUAGCAACAUUGAAAUUAAAAAAGGACUCUCUAGUAUGCCUAUUUCAAAAGUUCCAUCUACAUUUACCACUAGUUGUAUAAAUUCAUCAAUACCAUCAUCUAGUUCUAAUUUAAUAUAUUCAAUUCCUAUACUAAAUGAUUCUAAAUCUACUAAUAGUAUUAUAGAUAAACCUUUACAAGGUGUAACACAACUACAAAGACAACUUAAGAUGUCCCCAUCUAUAAUUCAAACAGUGUUACGGAAACAUCCUACUUGGCAACAAAAUAGUUUUCGUCAGGGUAAACAGAGUACAGAAGUACAGACAUCCCCAAUAGAAAGGAUUUUACCUGCAAGUGUGGCAAAUAUUGUCAAAACUACUGUAGAGUCUUCAAAUAAUAAAAUAUCGAUAAGUACUAUUAAACCAAAUCUUCCAGAAACCAAUGUUAGCACUUUGAUGAUGGAACAAGUAAGGGAGUUUGAAUCAGUAUUAGAAGAAGUACGGAAAACUUCAUUGAUGAAUGAAAUGAGUACAGCCAGUAUGUUACCACAAAUAAAUCAUGAAAUAAUACAAAUUCCUUCUCCUACAGAAAAUGUUGACUUACUUAAUACUGAUAGCAAUCAAGCAUUAUUUCCUUUGAAUAAAAAAUCAAAUAUAAAUAGUGAACGAGAUCGUUGUUCAUUUUCAUUUUUGAAUCAAACAUUGUCAAAUGUAAAUGAUUUGGCUAGUGACGAUAAAGAACUAGUUAACAUACAACCGACUAUAAUUUCAGUGCGAAGUGUUACUCCCACACCCCCCUUAACAUCACCUAAUAACAAUGUGUCGGUGAAUCCAGUUGAUUCACAAUGUGCUAAACAGCAGAUUGCAAAUAAAGUAAAACCUGUUAUUAAGACACCAGCAAGUUCUCCAUCAACUUCAGCUGUAAAAGUUCCAGUUUUGCAAAAACCUUUGCCUAAAUUACAAGAAGAUGAACAAACAACUCAGCGAAUAUAUGCAAUACUCGAUAAAUAUGCUGAACAACUACGUAAUUCGCCUGAGUUGAAAAAUAAACCAGCACCUAGACGUAGAACUAAUCCACCAACAAAUCCAAGCCUGAAUGCCAAACGUAAAAAAACGAAUCAAUUAAAUUUAAAAACAUGCUCUCAACAAACAUCUUGCUCAUCAUCUGGUAUGGAAAUGAGUCCUACGUCUGAUAUGCAAGCUAUUGACAGUGAGGAUAGUUCUAAUGCUGUUAGUCAUUUUUCACAUAUUAUCAACUCUCCAUCUAGAAAUUCAGAUGAACAAUCUACAGUGAUUUCAGAAACACCUUUAAUUGAAAAUGCAUUAAUUAAUGUUAAUGAUGUUAUUAAAAAAAUUAAUAUUGAAGCUGAAAUGAAGUCUAAAGUUUCUCAAUCCACCCAAAUUGUUGUAAGUGGUACAUCUGGAUCUUUUUUAUCCAUACCUGAUGGUAAUGCAGCAAAUGUUAGACUUCUUGUAGCAGCAGGGAAUAAUCAAAAAAUGUACAGGUUGCAUUGUCCAGUAACUGGACCAGGACCUGUAGUUUUUCAUCAAAUUACCGCUAAAGAUUCUUGCUCAAAUGAUGUUAAAAUGGCUUCUAAUAUAUUAGGACAGAACAUUAGUGAAUCAACUAUCUUAUCAGCUUUAUCAGCUGAUGAUUUACAAAUUGCAAAUACAAGUUUAGGAAGUGAAAUUUUACAUAAUACUUUACAAAACUUUGAUCAUAAAAUAAUUAAUAAACCUGAUAUUCUUUUGGAGUCAAUGGAAAAAGCUCAAGUACUUGAUAAUAAUGAAAAACAAUUGUCAUUUCCAGUUAUGAAAAAAAAUCAAGCAUCUCAAAGUACAUUUAGUGUCAUACAUACUCUACCUUGUACACCGAAAUCAGAACCAACUGAUAAUAAUGAAUUAUUGACUGAAGCUCAAAAUAAUAUUUCAGAAAGUAUUCAUAAAGAAUAUUGUGAUAAUGGACAAAAUACAAACAUGAACCAAGAACAGAUAAAUAUCUCUAAUAUGAAUCAAUUUGUUAAUGAGCAUGAAAAAUUAAGUACAACUCUUAAAAAUGAGUCUUCUUAUGAAGAUAUUGAGUUUCCAUCAUUUGACAGUCAUGAAGAAGAAGAAACUAAUGAAAACUUGACCAUUAUUACUAAUACAAAUAGCCAACAAAAUACAUCUAAUUCAGAUGAAAACGAAUUGGAGAAUACAAAUGUUAAUCAAACUUUAGUUAAUUGUUUGAGCGACAAAAAAGUAUGUAAUAAUAUAAAUGAUGGGCAUGUUGUGAGGUGUGAGGAUGGUACAAUAGUUAAGCAAGAACACGACACAUGUGAUACUACUAUUGAGGCAAGACCUAAUAUUUUAGAACUUGCGAUUCCUAAAAAAGUAGAAGGUAACAAAUCAAAUAUAGUGUUAGACAAUGUUGCUGCUGCUUCAGCUGCUGAAAUAAUUUCAACCGUCACUCAAACAUCAAAUUCUUAUAAACAAAAAGAUGAAUUUUCACUAAAAGCUGUUAAGAUGGAGUGUGAAUCAGAAAAUGAAAACGAAAAUACAUUAAGUAAUACCGUGUAUAAUUUGCUAGAUAAUCAGUCUGCUAACAAUACUCAUACAAAAAUUGGAUCACUGACGCUCCGUUUGAAAAAUGACAAAUCAGCACAAAAUUGGAUUAAUUGUUUAUCUAAAAUAAUGCUACCAGGAACUGAAAAAAUGUUGGAAGGUGAAAAUUUAAAACGAUUGCAGGAAUCAUUUCAACAUACCAAAAUUAAAACUUUUAAAGAUUUGAAAGUAUUUGUAUUUGAGCAAUGUAAACAUUUUGACAAUAAUGUUGAAACUCCUAAAGAGUAUGAUUUGUAUGAAGAUAGUGAUGGUCUUUGUGUUGAUAAACCAAGCACAAACGAACUAUUUCCUGAAGUGGCCAUAUUAAAUGAUUUAGACAAAUCUACAAGUCCAACACUCUGCCUAUUACAAGCAUCUACAUCAAAGUCAAAUGAUACUAGUCCUUUACAAGCUAGGCGUAAAUCAGUUUUGUCUCACACAACUACCACUACAGUUAUUCCAGCUGGUGGAGAAUUGACAACUGUUGCUUGUAAGAAAAACAAAACAAAAGUAUCAUUUUUAAAACAAGCUUUGUAUAAUGAAAUGAAUCAAGACUCUAAUGAUAGCGAGACAAAACCGUUUAUAAAUGGCAUCAAGACUGUUUUAGAUUCAAUUGAACAAAUGGAUUCAUUUCCAGAAUCACCAUCAAAUACAACUGCCAUGGAUUCAGAAACAUGUAUGUCAGAAGACAGUACUUCAACAAUUAGUAGUGGCACACCACAUUAUAACUUUCGCAAAAGUAAACGCAAAAAUGUUGAAGAAGAUGGAUUUAUUGAAUCCCAAGUAAUAAAACGAAUGUAUAGAGGUCGCACGUCAGAAGAAAAUGAAGAAAAAUCUGAAUUCCCUAAACUGAAUAACAUUAAGACCCAGACACCUGAACAAAAGCCAAUAGUUGAAAAAAAAGAAUGUAACAAUAGAAGAAUAUCGAGUCGCCUAAAAAACAAUAAUGUCAAGAAUAAUCAGCAAGUAUCAAGCAAAUCUCCACAGCUAGAUAUUCCACCUUAUAAGCUAACAUCAACGCGAGCAUCCCUCAGGAGAGUUUCUAGAAAAACUACUUGA
Macrosiphum euphorbiae (potato aphid) is the source of this 8094-nucleotide messenger RNA. Lineage: Eukaryota; Metazoa; Arthropoda; Insecta; Hemiptera; Aphididae. The record is from the annotation of a GenBank genome assembly.